AUGCAAAGACUUACAAGAAGUAGUGCUCCUUCUAUGCCAAAUAAUGAAAUUAUUAUUGUUGGAUAUAAAAACUUAUGUUUUUCAAAUGCGGCAACUAAUGAUGUAUUUGUAAGACCGGACAUGUAUAAAAUUGUUGAAGAAAAUGAAGAAUUUGAUAUAAACUAUAUUAAAGGAGAUACAUGUAAUGUUCCUGUUCUUUUUAAAUGUUCAAGAACAAAAUUAGGUAUCCAGAGCAGCGAAGAAAAUUAUUCAAAUAUUCAAGUAAUUGAAGAUAAUUGUGUUGGGUCAACUAAAUGCAUGGUUGCAUAUGAUGGAAAGGCAUAUAUGAAAGAAAUUCUUCUGUCGGAUAUUAUUGACAAUAUGAAGCUGGAGCAUGGUAGAAGAAAGCAUGUUUACAAUGCACUUUCCAUUUGCUAUGCAUUUAUGGAUUUAUCAACAAAAUUUCAGUCGCCAAAAUUUGCUACUGAAUUUGAUUUAGCAAUUCACAAUUGGCCUGAUAUUUUGAAGAUAGCUCAAACUCAAUUUGCCGGUAAUGACACACAAAUUGGAGAAGAAUUAGUUGUUCCAUUUACAUGGAAUUAUCUUACAAUAUCUGCAAAAGGAUCAUACACGGAUUUUCAAAUAAGUUUUGGUGGCUCUUCUAUCUGGAUCAGCAUAAUUUUUGGAAAGAAAACAUGUUGGCUUAUACCACCAACUGAUUAUAAUCUUAAUGCUUAUGAAUUUUAUUUAAAAGAUUCAUCUGCAUCAAAAUUAUUUUUUGGUUUUGUUGCUGAAAAUUGCUGCAGAAUCACUUUAACUGCUGGACAAUCCUUCUAUCUUCCAGCAGGUUAG
Messenger RNA from Strongyloides ratti, 831 nucleotides. RefSeq names its product JmjC domain-containing protein. The record is from RefSeq and is a predicted model, not a curated record. Bases 1 to 831 code for a protein of 276 amino acids. NCBI's taxonomy places the organism in Eukaryota, Metazoa, Nematoda, Chromadorea, Rhabditida, Strongyloididae. Gene Ontology annotation, molecular function: histone demethylase activity; transcription coregulator activity. Gene Ontology annotation, biological process: protein demethylation; regulation of transcription by RNA polymerase II. The transcript has 2 exons.